Molecule: messenger RNA, 2862 nt
Organism: Gopherus evgoodei (Goodes thornscrub tortoise)
Lineage: Eukaryota; Metazoa; Chordata; Testudines; Testudinidae
Gene: PCK1
Product: phosphoenolpyruvate carboxykinase 1
Exons: 10
Coding region: 405-2273 (622 amino acids)
Biological process (GO): gluconeogenesis; cellular response to insulin stimulus; cellular response to glucose stimulus
Cellular component (GO): cytosol; mitochondrion
Molecular function (GO): GTP binding; manganese ion binding; phosphoenolpyruvate carboxykinase (GTP) activity
Source: RefSeq, a predicted model, not a curated record
GCAUCAGAGCAGAACUAGUUCAAAGAUUGGCCAAACCAACAAGUUUUGUAAUUGCUUAAAACAGCAAAUCCAAGGGCUGAGAAUCUCGGCUUUAAGCAUUCAUUAAUCAAGCCUGUUAAAUAAUUACCUCUUCGCGGCUUCUUGUCGAUUGUUCAUGACGAUAACUGUCCACGACACUGUUCCAAGAGCCAUCCUGUGAUGACAUAGGGGACAAGCCUGCUACACCUCAGCUGGUGGGAAGGACUUCAGCAUGUGAGGAAUAUUUAAGAGAGGAGGAUUCCUCCUUGGAAGUAAAUGAUCACAAGAAUAGUUCAAAGUAGGUAAAAUCUGAACAGAUAGAAGAAGCAGUGAAAUCCUCUCUGAACUCUUUUACAGGAAAGUAAUAUCCUCUGCAGCUACAAAUAAUGACUCCCCAGCUGAAGACUCAACUGAACAUAACCCCACGACUCAUCCAGGGGGAUCUGAAAAGCCUGUCUCAGGAAGUGAGAUACUUCAUUGAAAGCAAUGCCAAGCUAUGCCAACCUGCUAGAAUUCAUAUCUGUGACGGCUCAGAGGAAGAGAACAAAAACAUUCUGGAUAUCAUGGUAGAACAAGGCAUGAUCAAGAAGCUAAAGAAGUAUGAGAACUGUUGGUUGGCUCUCACUGAUCCAAGGGAUGUGGCAAGAAUUGAAAGCAAAACAGUAAUUAUCACUCAGGAGCAGAGAGAUACCAUUCCGAUCCCUAAAACUGGAACUAGCCAGCUGGGUCACUGGAUGUCAGAAGAAGAUUUUGAAAAAGCCUUCAAUGUCAGAUUCCCUGGGUGCAUGAAAGGGCGUACAAUGUAUGUCAUCCCUUUUAGUAUGGGGCCCAUUGGGUCUCCUUUAUGCAAGAUUGGGAUUGAGUUGACAGAUUCACCGUAUGUGGUGGCCAGCAUGAGAAUCAUGACCCGGAUGGGAACAGCCGUCUUGGAAGCCCUGGGGAAUGGAGAGUUUGUAAAAUGCCUUCAUUCGGUUGGGUGCCCUUUCCCAAUAAAAAAACCACUAGUAAACAACUGGCCCUGCAACCCAGAUUUGACUCUGAUUGCUCAGAUUCCUGAUCGCAGGGAAAUCAUCUCAUUUGGGAGUGGUUAUGGAGGAAACUCCUUGCUGGGGAAAAAGUGCUUUGCCCUCAGGAUUGCCAGCAGAAUUGCCAAGGAAGAGGGCUGGCUUGCUGAGCACAUGCUGAUCUUGGGUAUCACAAACCCAGAAGGUGAGAAGAAGUACUUUACUGCAGCAUUCCCCAGUGCAUGUGGAAAAACUAACUUGGCUAUGAUGAACCCAACUCUGCCAGGAUGGAAAAUUGAGUGUGUUGGGGAUGAUAUUGCCUGGAUGAAAUUUGAUGAGCAAGGUAAUUUAAGGGCAAUCAAUCCAGAAAAUGGAUUUUUUGGAGUUGCUCCUGGGACAUCAGUAAAAACAAACCCCAAUGCCAUAAAGACCAUACACAAGAACACUAUCUUCACCAAUGUAGCAGAAACCAGUGAUGGAGGCAUAUACUGGGAAGGCAUUGAUGAACCACUUGCACCAGGAGUGACAUUGACUUCAUGGAAGAACAAGAAGUGGACUCCAGGGAAUGGGGAGACUUGCGCCCAUCCCAAUUCUCGAUUCUGCACCCCUGCCAGCCAGUGCCCAAUCAUUGACCAUGCCUGGGAAUCUCCAGAAGGAGUGCCGAUUGAGGGCAUAAUAUUUGGAGGCCGUAGACCUGUUGGUGUGCCUCUAGUAUAUGAGGCCUUUAGCUGGCAGCAUGGUAUAUUUAUAGGAGCAGCUAUGAGAUCUGAAGCAACAGCAGCUGCUGAGCACAAAGGAAAAAUCAUUAUGCAUGACCCCUUUGCCAUGAGGCCUUUCUUUGGCUACAACUUUGGCAAAUAUCUUGCCCACUGGCUUAGCAUGGCACAUCGCCCAGCUGCAAAACUGCCCAAGAUCUUCCAUGUGAACUGGUUCCGAAAAGACAAGCAAGGAAAAUUCCUGUGGCCUGGUUAUGGGGAGAACUCCCGUGUGCUGGAAUGGAUGUUCAACAGAAUCCGUGGAGAGGCUGAUGCCAAGCGAACUGCUAUAGGCUACAUCCCUGCUGACACAGCCUUGAACCUGAAAGGCUUAGAAGGCAUUGACAUGACAGAACUAUUUGAUAUCUCCAAAGAGUUCUGGGAAAAAGAGGUAAUGGAAAUCAAGAAAUAUUUUGAAGAGCAAGUUAAUGCUGACCUCCCUUAUGAAAUAGAAAGAGAAGUUCUUGCACUGGAGCAAAGGAUAAAACAGCUGUAACUGAUCAAAACAGUUCUGAGUCCACACAUAAUGAAGAUGACAAGCACACUUUACUGGAAGCACACUAAUACAUUGAUAGGUAGGGGGGCAAUGCUGAAAAAUAUAAAAAUUUUCAUUCUAAAAAGGAAAAUCAAGGUUGUUAGUCAGCUUGAACUCCUGGACAUGCCAAAGGUAACUUCCAGCCCAUGGGUUUAGGAUUACAUGUGCAGAUGACCCUUAAGACAUCUGAAUGAUCAUUUUCAUGCAUAAUUACUAUAAUUCUGCACGCAAUCAUGUGUACAGAUUACUUGGAUACAUUUUUGCAUGUGCAAUUCUGAAAACACAGACUCCAAUGUUUUCGAGAAUGCCUGUUUCUGUUAUAAUGAGCAUUAAAGACCCAGAUGAAUUUGUUUUUACUGUAGUGAUGUCAGUUACAAUAAAGAAAAAAAACCUGUAAGCUGUAUAUAUGUAUUAUCUAGCUAUAUUUUCUAUCUUUAAAAAUAUUUGGAAAGAUUACUUACCAAAGUGAAAGAUUAUUUUGUAUUACAAAUGCAUAUUUAAAAUAUUUUUAUUUUAUGUCUCAUAUUUCGGUGAUUUCCAGAUGUUUUGC